AUGUCAUUGAUUAUUAACGAAUCCUUCGAAUAUCAACACAAGAAAUUCAAUCAUGGCAAGAGACCCAGAGAUGAUGGCAGCAGUAACAGUUCACAAAGUGGUGACGAUGAAGACCAACUGUAUAUUGAUGUCGAAACGGUGGAGGAGGAGAUACCCAAUACAUACAAUUACCACGAAUCCGAAAUGUCAACAACAACAACAUCAACAUCACCCUACAAACGGCCACGCACAGAAUCAUUUGGCAGUACUACAUCCUAUUCGGCCUUCUCGCCAUUACCACCACCAACAAGAGUCGCAGUGGAACGUCACACCUCAACACCAUAUAUGACGGACAGCAGCAGCAUCAGCCCUAACGCACUCGAACCCACUGCUGCCAUUUUGCCAAAAAUCAGCACUGAAACUUUGGCCAGUAUUUGUAAAUAUCAUGGAAAUAUGGUAAGGAAAUUCCCCAAGAAGCAACGGACACCCAAGGAACAGGAGAGACGUGACAAAAAUACCAUUGCCUGUCGUAUGAGUCGCCGUGUCAAGAAACUGGAACAUGUCGCGAUUGAGGAACAAUAUAAGGAAUUCACACAGCAGACUUUUGAAAUUAUUGAACAGGCUAUGAGAUCCACGGUGUAUUUACAGGAACUAAUGAAACUCUCAAAUGCUAUUGGGAAUGUGGAGAUGACGCAUGGUAUCUUUUUCGAUAUUAAAAGAGAGGAAGGAAGUGCCACGCCUGAAAAGAAAUCAUUUUCCAUUGCAUAUCUGGUGGGAAAUGAGGAGUAA
Messenger RNA from Musca vetustissima, 768 nucleotides. RefSeq names its product protein Mabiki-like. The transcript has a single exon. Lineage: Eukaryota; Metazoa; Arthropoda; Insecta; Diptera; Muscidae. Bases 1 to 768 code for a protein of 255 amino acids. The record is from RefSeq and is a predicted model, not a curated record.